This is a messenger RNA of Zonotrichia albicollis (white-throated sparrow), 367 nucleotides long. The record is from RefSeq and is a predicted model, not a curated record. NCBI's taxonomy places the organism in Eukaryota, Metazoa, Chordata, Aves, Passeriformes, Passerellidae.
GCGUGCAAGUUCGCGCUGAGGAUGUGCGGGCCCAGCCUGGGCUGCGAGGGGCUCCGGGAAAUGUUCGGGAAUCACCUGCGGGAGGAGCGCGGGCUGCACUACGGAGAGUUCAUCAACGACGCCGCCAAGUUCCUGAUGCGCAGCCACCCCUCCCUGCUGAGCCGCCUCAUCUCCACCAACCUGUUCUACUUCAAAAGCCCCUGGUGGGAGCUGCGGGCGGCGGCGGCCAUGUUCACCGCCCUGCAGCUGCUGCUCAAGGAUCCGGUUCCAGCCGUGAGGGUCAAGGUGGCCGAAACCCUGGGACGCCUCGUCCGCCUCCUCUGAAUCCCAGAAUUCCCAAAAUUCCCAGGAAUUCCUGGGAAUUCCC